AUGGCCAGCUCCAUCUCUGAUGAUGAUGAUGAUCUCGUGAACCCCUUCGCUCCCCGCUCCAUAGCCAUCUCGACGACCAUGGCGCAGCUCAUCAACAUCCACUCUCACGUCCCGGUGACUCUGGAUCUCGACGACUCCAAGUUCGGCACCUGGCGCACCUACUUCAACAUCGCCUUCCGCAAGUUCGGCUUGGUCGACCACGUCGAUGGCACCACCGACGCCCGCCUCAUGCGUGCCAAUGCCGAGUGGUCGCAGAUCGACUUCCUCGACAACGUCCUCCAGCACACUGUCCAGGUGCGCCAGGAGUUCCACGCCCUUUCCCAGGGUGAUCUGCCGGUGGCUGCCUACUGCGGCGAACUCAAGGUCCUCGCUGACAAACUGCGCGGUCUCGGAUCGCCCAUGCCCGACCAUGACCUCGUCGUCGGCCUCCCCAAUGGUCUGAACGACAAGUUCGCCCACUGCGUUUCAACCAUCUCCGCUUCCCGGCCGCCGAUGACCUUUCGCCAGGCGCAGUCUUUCCUCCUCCAGGAGGAGACCUACAUCACCAACCGGGUGAAGAAGGCGGCGUCCACCGCUCUCCUCGCUACAGCGCGAUCUGCUGGCGUCUCCACCAACGCCCCGUCACCGGAUCCUCCGCUGCGUCCCCAGCCAACCCCACCACCGGUUCUUCCGAUCGCCCUCGGAAGCAGGUGCGGAUCUAAGGGGGGUUGA
Messenger RNA from Panicum virgatum (switchgrass), 711 nucleotides. RefSeq lists its product as uncharacterized. The record is from RefSeq and is a predicted model, not a curated record. The transcript has 2 exons. Lineage: Eukaryota; Viridiplantae; Streptophyta; Magnoliopsida; Poales; Poaceae. Bases 1 to 711 code for a protein of 236 amino acids.